Quercus robur (English oak) is the source of this 1761-nucleotide messenger RNA. Its product is annotated as 3-ketoacyl-CoA synthase 12-like. The transcript is spliced from 2 exons. Gene Ontology annotation, cellular component: membrane. The record is from RefSeq and is a predicted model, not a curated record. Bases 80 to 1471 code for a protein of 463 amino acids. Lineage: Eukaryota; Viridiplantae; Streptophyta; Magnoliopsida; Fagales; Fagaceae. Gene Ontology annotation, molecular function: acyltransferase activity, transferring groups other than amino-acyl groups. Gene Ontology annotation, biological process: fatty acid biosynthetic process.
AUCUGGAUAAUCAUCUAACAAAGCCUUACUUAGAAGUAACAAAGUUACAAAACCUCCCAUAGUCCCAUUUCUCUCUCUCAUGGAGCUUCUCAUUUUACUCUAUGCUCUCCCUAUCUUCUAUUUCUUGUUCAUGAUAGGGAAGCGGGCUUAUGCAAGAGGAGACCAAGAAUGUUACAUUCUUGACUACCAGUGCUAUAAGCCCACCAUUGACAGAAUAAUAGACACUGAAUUCUGUUAUGAGAUCAUCAAGAGGACCAAGGAACUUGGUCUCCCAGAGUUGAAGUUCCUCCUACAAGCCACUGUGAGCUCCGGCAUUGGUGAGAAAACCUAUGCACCAAAAAUCGUGUUUGAGGGCAGGGAACAGAAUCCCACUGUUCUUGAUGGCGUCUUAGAGAUGGAAGAGUUUUUCCAUGACAGUGUUGCAAAGCUCUUCGCUAAGACAGGCAUUCAACCCUCAGAAAUUGAUGUGCUUCUGGUUAACGUGUCCAUGCUCACCACGGUUCCUUCUUUAGCCGCUAGGCUUAUCAACCAUUACAAAAUGAGAGAUGACAUCAAAGUCUAUAAUCUCACUGGGAUGGGCUGCAGUGCUAGCCUUAUCUCAGUUGAUGUAGUCAGAAACAUCUUUAAAUCCAACAAGAACUUGAAUGCUCUUGUUGUCACUACCGAGUCUAUGGCUCCAAAUUGGUAUGCAGGUACUGAUAGAUCAAUGUUGCUUGCCAAUUGUUUGUUCCGGAUCGGUGGGUGUGCUAUCCUUUUGACUAACAAAAGGGCCUUAAAACACAAAGCCAUGUUCAAAUUAAAUUGUCUACUUAGGACACACCAUGGGGCUAGAGACGAGUCAUAUAAUUGUUGCAUUCAAAAAGAAGAUGAGCAAGGGAGGUUAGGUUUUCACCUAGGCAAGAAUCUCCCUAAAGUUGGUACAGUAGCUUUAGUUGAUCAUCUGAAAGAGCUAGCACCUAAGAUUUUACCAAAGAGUGAGUUACUUAGGUUUAUGGUCAUGUUCCUUGUCCAAAAAAUGAGUAAAACCUCUAGUGUAGCUGGUGGGAAAACAAAACCUGUAAUCAACUUUAAGACUGGUGUUGAUCAUUUUUGCCUCCAUGCGGGUGGAAGGGCUGUCAUAGAUGGGGUCAAAUUGAGCUUGGGUCUUAAUGAAUAUGAUAUAGAGCCUUCAAGGAUGACCAUGCACCGUUUUGGUAACACUUCAGCUUCUAGUCUUUGGUAUGUUCUUGGGUACAUGGAAGCCAAGAAAAGGCUCAAAAAGGGUGAUAAAGUGUGGAUGAUAAGCUUGGGUGCUGGCUUUGAAUGCAACAGUGGUUUGUGGGAGGUGGUGAGGAAUUUGGAUUUGGAUGAUGCAAAUCCAUGGAAGGACUGCAUUGAAGGGUACCCACCUGUGACCUUGGUCAACCCUUUCAUGGAGAAGUUCGGUUGGAUCAACCAGGAGGACCCAGCCACUUUCAUACGCCCAGAGUAAAACAGGACUAUUCCAGCUAGGCCCUAGCAGAUAUAUUGAUAUAGCACAUUACCAUGAAGCUACACGUGCUGAUAGGAUAGCUAUCUUUGGAAACUAAUAAACAGGAGUUUGUCAUUGGACAUGCUCUCCAUUUAUGUAUUUCGUAUAUUUAUGAAAAGUCCAGGAUCUACAAACCUUGGACUAACAUAAACAUGUAUUUUCAAUUAUUUUUCUUUUAUAUUUAAAAGAUUAUAUGUACUAGAUGUCUGAAAAAAAUGUCUCAGAUAUGAUAUUAAGCUUUUAUUUAUCUA